This is a messenger RNA of Notothenia coriiceps (black rockcod), 500 nucleotides long. Its product is annotated as protein spinster homolog 1-like. The transcript has 3 exons. NCBI's taxonomy places the organism in Eukaryota, Metazoa, Chordata, Actinopteri, Perciformes, Nototheniidae. The record is from RefSeq and is a predicted model, not a curated record. The annotation marks the transcript as partial.
CUGUGGGUGGGACUAAGACACGAGGAUAGGAGUCGAGGAGGGGAAUUAGAGAAUUGAGAAGCCUUCUUUGUCAUGAGCUCCUGGCUAUUGUGUUUAGUGAUCACAUGACUUUCUCUGGUCACGUCUUCCUCUUCUUCACUUCUGUACAGCACCAGACAUUUUUUCUGCAGGCAGUGAAGUUGCCUUUUAAGAUGAAUGUGAGAAAAGAAAACCAUCCCAGUCCGAGGGGAUGUCUUGUAACUGGGCUCACGGCGGCCAUGUCUCUGAGCGAGCAGGCGUCGGACGUGGUGCCGUUCUUCUCCGAUGAGAGCGAGGCGGAGGGUCCUGAGGAGCAGGGCGGGGGGGCUCGUCGCCCGCAGGAGGAGGAGGAGGCGAGCGGCGUGUCGAAGGUCCGAGCCCUGCUGACCGUCCUCGUCCUCUGCUACAUCAACCUGCUCAACUACAUGGACCGCUUCACUGUGGCAGGUACACCGCUCACAGGCUUUCAUUUCCUCCCAAAG